UAAACGCACAAAUACUGUUGGUGCCAUUUUGAGCACUUAACAGUGACCAUAUUGAGUACUGCAGUGCCAUUUUGAGUUUAACAUUACCCUUUUUACAUCAGCGUGGCAACGCAAUUUUUUAGGUGAAAAAAUUAUUAAAGUCGUUGUUAAAGAAAAACAGAGUGCAAAAAACAGCAGCAAAUACACACAAUUAAUAAAGCGAAAGCAAGAUAAAAGCAAAGCAAGCGUGUGCUGCCGCCCCAUUUCUUAGCCAACAAGCCCGAAAGUGUCACCGCCAAGACGUACGUGCGAAAAAUGUUUUGGGACAAGGGUUAUGCGCCCUCUGCUAAUAUAGAGGCGCUGCUCGAGAAGGAGAAUUCCACUGUGGAGGAAUUCCUGGACGAGGAGGAUAUAUUGCAGGAAUGUAAAACGCAUAAAAAGAAUUUGGUCAACUAUUUUACACGACCAGAAGUGAUUCGUCGCCUGGUCGAGCUCAUCACAACGGAACCAUCAGAAGAUUUACCGAUGUCGCAGCGUUUCCACUACGCAAACAUGUCAUGUGAGAUACUCACAAUUGGUCUACCCUCGCUGGAUGAGAAAUUACUCUCGGAUGCGGAUACAUUGCAAUUGCUGUAUUCAUAUUUGAAAAAAGAACCACCGUUAAAUUCAUUGCUAUCAUCGUUUUUUAGUAAAACAUUUAGCAUGCUCUUUACGAAAAAGCCAGAACAAGAUUGGUUUUUGUAUCAACAUAUGUGCCUACAAUUUUUGGAGUAUAUUAAAGCGCAGAAGAACUUUUUGGAUUACAUUUGUAAACACUUCGACACACCUGUUAUACCCGAUCUGAUCAUGCAAAUGAUGAAGGAAAUCGAUGGUGGUCAACUGAAGCGCAACCUAUACGAAUGGUUAACUGAAGACAAAAUUGUUGAGAGACUGAUUGCAAUAUUGCGUAAUCCUCUGGAGACCGAUAAGCAUGCAAAUGUUGCGGACUUUUUCUGUGAUCUUAUUAAUCAGGGCCGUCUAAUGCGUCAAACGGAGCAGGAGAAUGAUUCAUUUGAGCCGGCCUUUGAUGGGUCAAAUCCCAUAUUGCGCACGAUUGAAUCUGCACAGACAAUUGAAGCCUUGUUAAAUGUGAUUUUGGAACCAAACGCUCUAGAGAGCGCCAUCUUAUCAGGAAUAUCGGUUGUACUUACGCUUAUCAAGCCCCUUACAUUCACUUAUGAGCCGACUUCGGAUCGCCAGCGUUUGCUGCAGAAACGCGAGAGAGAAUUCCAUCAGGAAGUUCAAGAGACUGUGAUUGUGGUGAUGGCGCCUCGCUUACAUGAAUUUGUGCAUUUGCUGAAAAAUCCGCCAGCGAAACCACAAUUGGAGACCGCAGCUGCGAUUCUUACUCCUCCAUUUGGCAAAACGCGCCUACAAGUCUGUCGUGUAUUCACCGCUCUGCUAGAGACCAAACACGAGACCAUUCAACAGGCCAUCUGUGCCACCGAAUACUUUUCUCUACUGCUGGACUUUUUCAAGGAAUACUGCUGGAAUAAUUUUCUUCACAGUGAACUGGAGAAGGCAUUGCAUUUGGUCUUUUAUAAUGAGCUCAAGAACAAUAAUACCACUUCUACGGAAUGCACCGAAAUAUUCCCGGAUGAUUAUAUGUUCAAUUGCUUAUUGAAGUUUGCCAAUGAUGGCUUGGGCAUGACCACAACCGAGGUGGAAAUGAAGAAUGCUUUGAACGAUGUAAAGCGAGCCGAGGGCGGCAAAGAGAAUCCAACAACAGAAAUUGAAUUCGAGGCGGCAGCAGCUCAGCAAGAAGCUGAAGCUGAAGCAGAAGCAGCCACCACCACAAAAGCUGCCAAUGAAGUUGAAGAGGCCAACGAAGUGGAGGGCACGCAGGAAAAUCACAUUGAAAACAAAGCGAACGAUGAACCUGCCUCUACUGCUGCUCCUAAUGAUAACCAAGCAGAGCCAAAUACGACGACUGAUGCCACUCAGGCAACGCUCAACGAUUUGGACAAGACCAAAGCGCCAAUAAACAACCCGCCCACUGAGAUGCAAACAUAUCUGAUUGUCAAUUGCCAAUUGGUGACCAAAUUGGUUAAUUAUUGGCGGCACAAUGCAGAGGCGCAAUCUGCUGAGAAGGGUCGUCGGCUGGGCUAUAUGGGCCAUCUGAUCAAGAUAAUCAGACAUAUUACGAAUUGUAUAUCGGAAUCUGAACAUAUCGCUAGCCUGAUUGCUUCUAGUUUUGACAACGAGGCGGACCAGCAGCUCUGGCAAUCGCUAAUCGCCGAGGAAGGAGAAUUUACCGUGGCCGUCGCACAGCAAAAUAAGCUGUUGGCCAAUUGCAAUCCGCACGAGGAUAACGAGUAUAAUGCGGAUAACUCGAAAGAUUUCCUGGGUGAAGCUAAUACUUGGGACACUGGCGCCACAUCGUACAGCAAUGUUUGCUAUAGUGAUCUGGAUAAUACGGACGUCGUCUUCACAAUGGACAAUGAUCAUAGCCUGUUUCAGUUUGGUCGCAACAUCGACGACGACGACGAUGAUGAUGAUGAUGAGCACGGGGGCAGCGGGGGCGAUGGCCAUAGCCAUGGCAUGUUUACCAAGAAUUCGACAACGCUCAACAAUUUGGCAGCCGAUGCCUGGGAUAUGGAUGUACAAUUCGCUGAUAUGACUGGCUGUAAUUCGCACUCGAAUGUUGUAAAUACCGGCACCUCCAGCUGGGGCAACGAUUUCAAUAGCGACAACUUUGCCGAUUUCGAUGCACAUUUCAGCAGCUUUAGCAGCGAUCUGGGCUUGCCUCAUACCCAGGCGCCUUUGAAUGAUGCAGCACAGUCUACGAGCGAUGGCUCGGACCAGCAUCGAACGCUGAACGAGGACGAUGUAUCUAUGACUGCAACCAAUAAUCAGCAAUCAAUCGUCAACAGUGAUGACCAGCAAGCGGAGUACGACAACAAUGCCAACGUAGAGAAGGCAGCUAGCGAUAAGCUGCAGGAACUAAACGAUGCUGAUGCAUCCGUCACCACGGCAGCCACAUCGAUUGUAAGUCAAUUGCAAUCGGUGCUGCUCGCCGGCGAAGAUGAUUAUGAGGAUGAUGAGGGCAUGUGGACCAAGCCUCUAGGCGGCAGCAAUCAGUCUGAAACAAUGGCCACCGAUCCACAGACAACACUCAUCACGAACGGACCCCAUAAAAUUGCCGAAUUCAACCAUGCCAACGAUAACAACAGCAGCAACAGCAGCAGCGAUAGCACCGGCAGCAGCAACAGCAACAACAGCAAAGCACGCGACGACAGCAACAUCACAAUUGAAGCAGAAUCGGAGCAGCAGCCAAAGAAGUCGGAGAGCAUAGCUACGGCUGCCACGAAAAAUGCGGAAAUUGCAACAACGACAACAUAAAUGUGCCGAUACACUCACGCUCGCACACGCAUCCACCUACA
Molecule: messenger RNA, 3401 nt
Organism: Drosophila navojoa
Lineage: Eukaryota; Metazoa; Arthropoda; Insecta; Diptera; Drosophilidae
Gene: fmt
Product: phosphatase 6 regulatory subunit 1-like protein fmt
Cellular component (GO): nucleus; cytosol
Molecular function (GO): protein phosphatase regulator activity; protein phosphatase binding
Source: RefSeq, a predicted model, not a curated record